AUGUAUUCCACGACAGUCGAAACCCCAAGUUACACUCCAGGUUUAAGAGAUCAAGCUACUUCCGGUUCAAAAAUCAUUUCCGGUUCCAGUGAUCAGUCCGCAAUACUACAUUCUACUACACAUUCUAGACCUAAAGUUUUGUUGAAAACCGCUGUUGCGAAAGUAACAUCUGGAGUUGCAUCUGGUAACCUUUGUACAGAUGUUAUCAUUUUAUUUGACGAAGGGGCACAGAGGUCAUUUGUAACAAAGGAACUUGCAGAAAGACUCGAACUCAGAAGAACGGGAACAGAAGUCGUAGAGCUUGCAGCAUUUGGUUCAUCUUCAAAGAAAGUAAGUCAUAUUGAUACCACAACAGUAUAUUUAUUAACUGAUACCAAAGAAAUGAUAGCUAUAGAUGUCCUGAUUGUCGCAACUAUUUCCGUCCCCUUAAGAAACGUGCAACAAGCCACAACAGCACUUCCGUAUCUUCGUGGGCUUAAACUUGUGCAUCCGGUUACAGAUGACGACACUUUCAAUAUAUCACUUCUGAUUGGUGCAGAUAAGUACUGGGAUAUUGUAAGUAAUAGAGUGAUCCGUGGUAAUGGUCCCACAGCUGUCCAGUCCAAGAUAGGAUACUUGCUUUCCGGUCCUCUUCCGGUUUCUCCUACUGAUACGGCUACAGACUGCAUAUUAAAUGUAUUAAUAUCUAAGCCAGAUACACAUGACCUAGAACGUUUCUGGAAGUUAGAGUCUCAAGGUAUUCAGCCUGAAAAAGGAGAUGAAACUACCUCCGACUACCUGGCAACAUAUCAGGAAAAAUGCAUUGAAUUCAAAGACGGACGUUAUUCAGCACAGUUACCAUGGAAACGUGAUCAUCCGGUGUUACCUGACAAUUAUAACAUUGUUCUUAAAAGAACGGAAAAUACAAUCCGACGCCUACGACAAGAUACGAACAUGUUACAGAAGUAUGGCCAAAUUAUUUCAGAACAAAAAAAUCGAGGCUUUAUCGAGAGAGUUACAGACGACAAUAUAGAUAAAAGAGUUCACUACAUCCCACAUCACGGUGUGAAAAAAGAUUCAGCCACCACCCCAAUCCGAAUAGUAUAUGACUGUAGUUGCCGCCCAAAAUAA
This is a messenger RNA of Ruditapes philippinarum (Manila clam), 1110 nucleotides long. RefSeq lists its product as uncharacterized. Bases 1 to 1110 code for a protein of 369 amino acids. Lineage: Eukaryota; Metazoa; Mollusca; Bivalvia; Venerida; Veneridae. The record is from RefSeq and is a predicted model, not a curated record. The transcript is spliced from 2 exons.